AUGAACAAGUCUGACCUCAAGGGAAAGCUGCCGCUGCUGGCGCAGGGCAAAGUCCGGGAGCUGUACAAGCUACCCGACAACAAGCUGCUGUUUGUUGCCACGGACCGCAUCUCGGCCUACGACGUCAUUCUGGGCAAUGGCAUCCCGGACAAGGGCCGGGUGCUGACGGCACUUUCGCGGUUCUGGUUCGACUACCUGAAAGACGUCGUGCCCAAUCACCUUGCCGACCAUGGCGAUGUGAUUGCUUGUCUCCCUGAGUCAAUUCAGUCCGACAGUGACCUUGCCGCUGUGCUCAAGGACAGGGCUCUGGUUGUCAACCGGUACAAGAUCUUACCGCUCGAGGUGAUUGUGCGUGGCUAUAUCACCGGAUCUGCCUGGAACGAGUACAAAAAGACCGGCACUGUGCAUGGCACUCAGAUGCCGGCAGGACUACAGGAGAGCCAGGCGUUCCCGACGCCUAUCUACACGCCGUCCACCAAGGCAGAACAGGGCGAGCAUGACGAGAACAUUUCGCCCGAAAAGGCUGCUGAGAUUGUUGGCAAAGAUCUUGCUGCAAAGGUCGAGCAAAUUGCUCUGGCUCUGUACAAAAAGGCCCACGACUACGCCCAGACCAAGGGCAUUAUCAUUGCCGACACGAAGUUCGAGUUCGGUGUAGACGAGUCCGGCAAUGUCGUGCUUGUCGACGAGGUGCUCACGCCCGACUCUUCUCGUUUCUGGCCCAAGGACUCCUACAAAAUCGGGCAGGGCCAGGACUCGUACGACAAGCAGUACGUGCGGGACUGGCUGGUCGCCAACGGCCUGAAGGGAGUCGAUGGGGUGUCGAUCCCCGAGGACGUUGCCAACAAAACACGUGAGAAAUAUCUUGAGGUCUAUGAGAAACUAGUCAAGGCUUAG
This is a messenger RNA of Wickerhamiella sorbophila, 894 nucleotides long. RefSeq names its product Phosphoribosylaminoimidazole-succinocarboxamide synthase. Gene Ontology annotation, molecular function: phosphoribosylaminoimidazolesuccinocarboxamide synthase activity. The record is from RefSeq and is a predicted model, not a curated record. The coding region runs from base 1 to 894 and encodes 297 amino acids. The transcript has a single exon. Gene Ontology annotation, biological process: 'de novo' IMP biosynthetic process. Lineage: Eukaryota; Fungi; Ascomycota; Dipodascomycetes; Dipodascales; Trichomonascaceae. Gene Ontology annotation, cellular component: cytoplasm.